This is a messenger RNA of Nomascus leucogenys (northern white-cheeked gibbon), 3615 nucleotides long. It is a transcript of the gene TELO2, whose product is annotated as telomere maintenance 2. Gene Ontology annotation, cellular component: cytosol. Gene Ontology annotation, biological process: telomere maintenance via telomerase; protein stabilization. The coding region runs from base 588 to 3101 and encodes 837 amino acids. The record is from RefSeq and is a predicted model, not a curated record. The transcript has 21 exons. Gene Ontology annotation, molecular function: telomeric repeat DNA binding; Hsp90 protein binding. Lineage: Eukaryota; Metazoa; Chordata; Mammalia; Primates; Hylobatidae.
GUCGGGUUGGGUCGGGGUCGGGGUCCGGUCGGGGUCCGGGCCUGGAUCGGGGGCGGGGUCCGCGUGCGGCUCCUCUAGCCCCGAACCCGUGUGCCCCGUAAGCUCUUGGUUUCUGAGGGGCGGAGGAAUGGCGACUGGAGCCACCCGUCACCCUCAGGGAGCCGGGAGGGCCGGCAGCUCCCGCGGGCCGGGUUUCCCGUGUGGGUGCGAGGACGCGUGGGGCCGCCCUGUGCCCGAGGAACACUCACCAGCAUCCCUGGCCUCCACCUCCCUCUCGCGUCAGUGGCACUCCCGGUUGACACAACUGAGAAUGUCCCCUGGGCACAGUGGCCCGGGUUGAGAAGCCCUGCAGUGGGCGGUAGCGUGGGGGUCCGAGCGGAGGAGCGAACUCUGGGUGGAAACCGGCAGGCACUGGAGGGGAAGGAGGCGGGACAGGGUUGGGUGGGACCAGGGGUGAGGGGUGUAGGGUCCCGAGGCGCUCACCGAGGAGCUUCCUGAGCGUGUGUGGAUUAUUUCCUUGCCCCAAGCUGAGUCCUGUGUCCAUGCCACAGGUCGCCUUCCCGUGACGCCCAGAUCUGUCCUGCAGGAUGGAGCCAGCACCCUCAGGGGUUCGACUCGCCGUCCGGGAAGCCAUUCACUCCCUCUCGUCUUCGGAGGAUGGCGGCCACAUCUUCUGCACCCUGGAGUCCCUGAAGCGGUAUCUUGGUGACAUGGAGCCUCCAGCGCUCCCGAGAGAGAAGGAGGAAUUUGCCUCAGCCCACUUCUCGCCUGUCCUCAGAUGUCUUGCCGGCAGGCUGAGCCCGGCCUGGCUGGAGCUGCUGCCCGACGGCCGCCUGGAGGAGCUGUGGGCCAGCUUCUUCCUGGAGGGCCCGGCGGACCAAGCCUUCCUGGUGCUGAUGGAGACCAUCGAGGGUGCUGUGGGCCCCAGCUUCCGGCUGAUGAAGAUGGCGCGGCUGCUGGCCAGGUUUCUGCGCGAGGGCCGGCUGGCAGUGCUGAUGGAGGCGCAGUGUCGGCAGCAGACGCAGCCCGGCUUCACCCUGCUCCGGGAGACGCUGCUGGGCAAGGUGGUGGCCCUGCCCGAUCACCUGGGCAACCGCCUGCAGCAGGAGAACUUGGCCGAGUUCUUCCCCCAGAACUACUUCCGCCUGCUCGGCGAGGAGGUCGCCCGGGUGCUGCAGGCGGUUGUGGACUCUCUCCAAGGUGGCCUGGAUUCCUCCGUGUCCUUCGUGUCUCAGGUCCUCGGGAAAGCCUGUGUCCACGGGAGGCAGGAGGAGAUCCUGGGCGUGCUGGUGCCCCAGCUGGCAGCGCUCACCCAGGGUAGCUACCUGCACCAGCGCGUUUGCUGGCGUCUGGUGGAGCAAGUGCCGGACCGGGCCAUGGAGGCGGUGCUGACCGGGCUGGUGGAGGCUGCGCCGGGGCCUGAGGUCCUGUCACGACUACUGGGGAACCUGGUGGUGAAGAACAAGAAGGCCCAGUUUGUGAUGACCCGGAAGCUUCUGUUCUUACAGUCCAGGCUCACGACGCCCAUGCUGCAGAGCCUGCUGGGCCAUCUGGCCAUGGACAGGCAGCGGCGCCCGCUCCUGCUGCAGGUGCUGAAGGAGCUGUUGGAGACGUGGGGCAGCAGCAGUGCCAUCCGCCACACCCCCCUGCCGCAGCAGCACCACAUCAGCAAGGCCGUCCUCAUCUGCCUGGCGCACCUCGGGGAGCCAGAGCUGCAGGACAGCCGGAAUGAACUGCUGGCCAGCAUGAUGGCGGGCGUCAAGUGCCGCCUGGACAGUAGCCUGCCCCCCGUGCGACGUCUGGGCAUGAUUGUGGCUGAGGUCGUUAGUGCCCGGAUCCACCCCGAGGGGCCUCCCCUGAAAUUCCAGUACGAAGAGGAUGAGCUGAGCCUCGAGCUGCUGGCCUUGGCUUCCCCCCAGCCUGCGGGUGAUGGCGCUUCGGAGGCGGGCACAUCCCUCGCUCCAGCCGCAGCAGAGCCCCCUGCAGAGACCCCCGCAGAGAUCGUGGAUGGCGGCGUCCCCCAAGCACAGCUGGCGGGCUCUGACUCGGAUCUGGACAGCGAUGAUGAGUUUGUUCCCUAUGACAUGUCGGGGGACAGAGAGCUGAAGAGCAGCAAGGCUCCUGCGUAUGUCCGGGACUGCGUGGAAGCCCUGACCACGUCUGAGGACGUAGAGCGCUGGGAGGCGGCCCUGCGGGCCCUUGAGGGCCUGGUCUACAGGAGCCCCACGGCCACUCGGGAGGUGAGCGUGGAGCUGGCCAAGGUGCUUCUGCAUCUGGAGGAGAAGACCUGUGUGGUGGGAUUUGCGGGGCUGCGCCAGAGAGCCCUGGUGGCUGUCACGGUUGCAGACCCGGCCCAGGUGGCCGACUAUCUGACCUCGCAGUUCUAUGCCCUCAACUACAGCCUCCGGCAGCGCAUGGACGUCCUGGACGUGCUGACUCUGGCUGCCCAGGAGCUGUCUAGGCCUGGGUGCCUCGGGAGGACUCCCCAACCUGGCUCCCCAAGUCCCAACACGCAGUUCCUGCCGGAGGCAGCCGCCUCUCAGCCUGGCAGUGCCGUGGCGUCCGACUGGCGGGUGGUGGUGGAGGAGCGGAUCAGAAGUAAGACCCGGCGGCUCUCCAAGGGUGGCCCGAGGCAGGGCCCAGCAGGCAGCCCCAGCAGAUUCAGCUCCGUGGCCGGCCACUUCUUCUUCCCCCUCCUUCAGCGCUUUGACAGGCCUCUGGUGACCUUCGACCUCUUGGGAGAAGACCAGCUGGUUCUCGGAAGGCUGACGCACACCUUAGGGGCCCUGAUGUGCCUGGCUGUUAACACCACGGUGGCUGUGGCCAUGGGCAAGGCCCUGCUGGAAUUCGUGUGGGCCCUUCGCUUCCACGUCGACGCCUACGUGCGCCAGGGUCUGCUGUCAGCCGUCUCCUCUGUCCUGCUCAGCGUGCCUGCUGCACGCCUGCUGGAGGACCUGCCGGACGAGCUGCUGGAAGCCCGGUCCUGGCUGGCAGAUGUGGCCGAGAAAGACCCGGACGAGGACUGCAGGACACUGGCACUGAGGGCCCUGCUGCUUCUGCAGAGACUCAAGAACAGGCUCCUCCCACCCGCGUCUCCCUAGUCCCUGGAGGCCUCCCCAGGACCACCCCCACUGGCGGCAAGGCAGGCAGCCGAGCAUCGGCCGGGAGCAGCGGAGCCAGGCUUUGUAGCGAGGCCAGGUCUGCGGCGACAUCCGGUACGGAGAGUGCAGAUGCAGGAAGGCCCGGCCUGCCGCUAUUUAUAGUGCAGCAAGUCUGCUAAAAAUACACUGGGCCUGGGCACUGCCCGCUGGGACAUGGCAGCCUGGACGUGGGGCUGGGGCUGUGGGCGCUGCUGGCGGGGUUGACUCCAGUGAGGGCAGAAGCAGGCUGGCAGGAGGGGAGGAUGGUGUACCUGCUGCUCAGAGCCCCCAAGGCUCUCCUCUGAGAGCCACCAAGCAGGACGGAGCAGCUCUCGUCCCAGGUCCCUCAGGCUGAGCGCCGUGUCAGCAGGAGAAUGGUGCUCACAGCCCAGGCCGGGUGUGUGGCUCUGGAUGGGCUCGUGGGGCGGGAUGGGACAGGGCACGGGCUCUCAGAAAAUAAACUACUUUAUUGGAA